Emys orbicularis (European pond turtle) is the source of this 1508-nucleotide messenger RNA. It is a transcript of the gene UBALD1, whose product is annotated as UBA like domain containing 1. The record is from RefSeq and is a predicted model, not a curated record. Gene Ontology annotation, molecular function: protein binding. The transcript is spliced from 3 exons. Lineage: Eukaryota; Metazoa; Chordata; Testudines; Emydidae. Bases 86 to 583 code for a protein of 165 amino acids.
UUAGCAGGAGCCGGCUCUGUAAUGGUGGCUGCGCUGUGAGCGGCGCAGACCCAGGGACCCCAGGGCACUGCAGGCAGCGAGCGGCAUGUCGGUGAACAUGGACGAGCUGAAGCACCAGGUCAUGAUCAACCAGUUCGUGCUGACCGCGGGCUGCGCCGCCGACCAGGCGAAGCAGCUGCUGCAGGCGGCGCACUGGCAGUUCGAGACUGCGCUCAGUGCUUUUUUCCAAGAAACAAACAUCCCCUACAGCCAUCACCAUCAGAUGAUGUGCACUCCAGCCAACACGCCCGCCACGCCCCCCAACUUCCCCGAUGCCCUCACCAUGUUCUCCCGCCUCAAGGCCUCCGAGAGCUUCCACAGCAGCAGUCCUGUAGCGUCUAUGGCGACCUCCCCUCCUCCCCCACCCCCACCGCUCCCCCAGCCUGGGGGCUUCAACCCAGCCUGGCCUGCGGCUCUCCCCUCCAGCCAGCAGCAGCAGAGCAUGUGGACUUCGCCCUCGCAGCCGUCGGGCUGGCCCGCCACAGUCUCCCAACAAGCCACGUCAGAACAGAAGGCCAACGUGACCAUGGAGGCCGAGAGAUGAGGCCGUGGGGGAGCGGGAACACAAUGUGGGGAGGGCCCACAUGGCCCCAGCAUUCAUUUCCCCUUCCCCUUUCCGAGGAAGAGAGGAACUUUGUUGCCUCGGAGACUGGCAACCACAUUCAGACAGACAGACACAUGAGCAAAUAGCCACCUUGCAUGGGUUUGGUUUGAAGUAGUUUUUACUUGUCCUAGAGCUGACCGGAGCUCCCCAGAGACCCAGGGAGGCCACGCUAAAUGCAAGAGCCAUCUCUGGCUUCUGCGUCCCGGAGCCUGACUUUAUAGGAAUCUCUCAAUGAGGGAACCCCCUUCCCAUCUUUCCUGCUGGGAUGCUGGAUUUUUGCAUGCGAGUGACUUUUGGGUGGGAGUGGUAAAUCCCUUCUUCAUGACCCACUUCUCCCUCCUAGCACCUGGAGGGGUCCCACUGGCAGGCAGAAUGGGGCUGUGGGUAAUACACAUCUCCCCCUCCCUACACGGCUCCCCCAACCCCGCCGAAUGGGUUUUUUUAAAGGAAAAAGGGGGGGGGGGAAAUCUGCUCAGCUCUGGGCCUUGAACCCAUGCACUGAGCUCGCAUUGUACCGAGAGGGAGGUGAACGGGGACUCCUUUGGAGAAUAUAGCCACUUGUUUUCUAUGACCCCAGCUUUCUGCUUUCCCCAGGGCGAGGACCUGCACCCCCUCUCAGAGCCUGGGUGAUCAGAUUCCCAUUGAGACGUGUGGGUGAGGCUGGCUGGGCGCAACUGGGCAGUCUCAUGCCGCCGGGAUGGGGGGCUGGCGCCCUUUGCAUGACAGCGUAUGCCCCACGGAGGCUGGGCUUGCUUUGACACCCUCUGUUCUUUGCUUCCUGCGGGGGGAAGGCCCUUUGGACGCGCUCUGGCGGCACCAGGCCUGGGCAUUCCGCAGGGGCCGCUUGCAAUACACGCUCUUCUGC